This is a messenger RNA of Dictyostelium discoideum AX4, 1293 nucleotides long. It is a transcript of the gene prfA, whose product is annotated as peptide chain release factor 1. The record is from RefSeq and is a predicted model, not a curated record. Gene Ontology annotation, cellular component: cytoplasm. The transcript has 2 exons. Lineage: Eukaryota; Evosea; Eumycetozoa; Dictyosteliales; Dictyosteliaceae. The coding region runs from base 1 to 1293 and encodes 430 amino acids. Gene Ontology annotation, biological process: translation; translational termination. Gene Ontology annotation, molecular function: translation release factor activity.
AUGUUUAGAUCAUUAAAUAAAUUAUUAAUUUCAAAUAAUUUAAUUAUAAAAAAAAAUAAUAUAAUAAUACCCUAUAAUUAUAAAUUUUCAAUUAAAAAUAAUAAUAAUAAUAAUAAUAAUUUUAUAUAUAGGAAUUUUUGUAAUAAUAAUAAUAAUAAAAACAAUAAUAAUAAUAAUAAUAAUAUUGAUGAAUUAUUUAAUAAAACAAGUAUACCACCAAAUAUUGUUUUUAGAUUAAAUUUAAUGGGUAAAAAAAGUAAAGAGUUAAGGAAUAUGAUUGAUAGUAAUAUGGGAUUAGGACAAAGUGAAAUUAAGAAAAUUUCAAAAGAGUUACAAGAAACUGCAGAACCAUUGGGAUAUUUUGGAGAUUUGAUAGAGAAAUUAAAAGAAUUAAAAGAGUUACAAACAAUGUUGGUUGAAGAAACUGAUGAGGAUGGUAAACAAAUGAUAAAAUCUGAUAUAAAUAAAUUGAAGCAAGAAGAGAUUGAACCAUUGGAGAAACAAUUACUAUUUAGUUUAUUACCAGGUAGCAAAGAUGAUGCAGGUGAUGCAAUAUUGGAGAUUAGGGCAGGCACGGGCGGCAGUGAGGCUCAGUUGUUUACACAGGACGUGUAUGAGAUGUAUCGUAGUUAUUGCCUGCAAAAAGGGUGGACUUUCGAGCCAUUGGAGUUGUCAGUCACCGAGGUGGGCGGCUAUCGUGACGUGACCGUGUCGGUGUCGGGCAAAGGCGUGUUUGGGUUCUUAAAGUACGAAUCGGGCGUCCACCGUGUCCAGCGUGUGCCAUUGACCGAGACCCAGGGUCGUAUCCAUACGAGUACCAUCACAGUGGCUAUAUUGCCUGAGCCUAAGGAUGUGGAUAUUCAAAUCCACGAUAGAGAUUUGAAAGUCGAUAUCUACCGUUCGUCAGGUAAUGGUGGCCAAUCUGUAAAUACCACUGAUUCCGCCGUGAGAAUCACUCAUUUGCCAACGGGUAUAACUGUGGCAAUGCAAGAUGAACGUUCUCAACAUCAGAAUCGUUCAAAAGCAAUGAAAAUCUUAAAAGCUCGUAUCUAUGAAAGAGAACGUAUACGUUUACAAAAUGAACGUGUAUCUGAAAGAAAUGCUCAAAUUGGUUCAGCUUUACGUUCUGAACGUAUUCGUACUUAUAAUUAUCCUCAAGAUCGUAUCACUGAUCAUCGUGUUUCAAUAAAUGGAAAUUUAAAUAGUUGUAUGAAUUCUGAUGGUUUGGAUUCUUUUAUUGAUGAAAUUUUAGUUGAAUUCCAUACCAAAGAAUUGGAAGAAUUAUUAAGUUAA